Messenger RNA from Strongylocentrotus purpuratus (purple sea urchin), 1913 nucleotides. Its product is annotated as tubulin alpha chain. Gene Ontology annotation, biological process: mitotic cell cycle; microtubule cytoskeleton organization. The coding region runs from base 128 to 1483 and encodes 451 amino acids. Gene Ontology annotation, cellular component: microtubule; cytoplasm. The record is from RefSeq and is a predicted model, not a curated record. NCBI's taxonomy places the organism in Eukaryota, Metazoa, Echinodermata, Echinoidea, Camarodonta, Strongylocentrotidae. The transcript has 3 exons. Gene Ontology annotation, molecular function: structural constituent of cytoskeleton; GTP binding.
UCAAGUAUUAAUAAUGUUUCCUAUAAAUCGUCAGUCCCAUGAUUUAAUCCUCAUUUCUGUUUGCCUGAUACGCACAUCACACGUCGAGGGCCUUUCGUUCAAAAAUCCUUUCCCCUAAAUCUUCAUCAUGCGUGAAUGUAUCUCUAUCCAUGUCGGCCAAGCCGGAGUCCAGAUGGGCAAUGCCUGCUGGGAGUUGUACUGCCUGGAGCACGGCAUCCAGCCUGAUGGCCAGAUGCCCUCAGACAAGACCAUCGGAGGUGGUGACGACUCAUUCAACACCUUCUUCAGUGAGACUGGAGCUGGCAAGCAUGUUCCCCGGUGCAUCUUUAUGGAUCUCGAGCCAAGUGUAGUUGAUGAAGUCCGUACCGGUACCUACCGUCAACUCUUCCAUCCUGAGCAGCUGAUCACCGGCAAGGAGGAUGCUGCCAACAACUACGCCCGUGGUCACUACACCGUCGGCAAAGGAGUCAUUGAUCAAGUCUUGGAUCGCAUCAGGAAGCUGGCUGACCAGUGCACAGGUCUCCAGGGAUUCCUUCUCUUUCACAGCUUCGGUGGCGGCACCGGCUCUGGCUUUACCUCCCUGCUCAUGGAGCGUAUCUCCGUCGAUUACGGAAAGAAGUCCAAACUUGAGUUCGCCAUCUACCCCGCUCCCCAGAUCUCCACCGCUGUUGUCGAGCCCUACAACUCCAUCCUUACCACUCACACCACCCUGGAGCACUCCGACUGUGCCUUCAUGGUCGACAACGAGGCCAUCUACGAUAUUUGCAGACGUAACCUCGACAUCGAGCGUCCCACCUACACCAACUUGAACCGUCUCAUCGGCCAGAUCGUCUCCUCCAUCACCGCUUCUCUUCGAUUCGAUGGCGCCCUCAAUGUCGAUCUCAAUGAGUUCCAAACCAACUUGGUGCCCUACCCACGUAUCCAUUUCCCUAUGGUUACCUAUGCUCCAGUCAUCUCUGCUGAGAAGGCCUACCAUGAGCAGCUGACUGUUGCCGAGAUCACCAACUCCUGCUUCGAGCCCGCCAACCAAAUGGUGAAGUGCGAUCCCCGUCACGGCAAGUACAUGGCCUGCUGUCUCCUGUACCGUGGUGAUGUCGUCCCCAAGGAUGUCAACGCCACCAUCGCUGCCAUCAAGACCAAGCGUUCUAUCCAGUUCGUCGACUGGUGUCCAACUGGUUUCAAGGUCGGUAUCAACUACCAGCCACCCACCAUCGUCCCUGGUGGUGAUCUUGCAAAGGUUCAACGUGCCGUCUGCAUGUUGAGCAACACCACUGCAGUUGCUGAGGCUUGGGCCCGUCUCGACCACAAGUUCGAUCUGAUGUACGCCAAGCGCGCUUUCGUCCAUUGGUACGUCGGAGAGGGUAUGGAGGAAGGAGAAUUCGCCGAAGCUCGUGAGGAUUUGGCUGCUCUCGAGAAGGACUACGAAGAAGUUGGUACCGAUUCUGCCGAAGCAGAGGAGGGAGAGGAAGAAGAUGAAUAUUAGAUUAAACCUGAUUUUUUUUUUUUUUUUUUUUUUUUUUUUUUAUUAAUCACAAAAUUUAAGUAGAAAAAAAAAUUCCCGCUAAUGAAAUAUCGAAAACAAACUAAUACGACAGAUAUCGUUUUGUGAAUAGAUUGAACAAACAUUAUGAAUUGGAUAUUUGCUUUACCUAUUCUUUUACGCAUGAUCCACAAAAGAUAAUUAUAUAAAUCAUUAGUAUAUAUAAAUCAUUAGUAUAUGUCAAUAGAGUAGCAUUAUGAAAACCAAAGUAAUUAUUGAAUAUUAGAAAGAUACCUCAUAAAGUUUGCGAUGAUAGUAUAGCUAGGAUUGGCUUGAUUAAAUAUUUUUUAAAGAAUACCUUAAUAUACAUCUUCUGCGUUAAUUCAUAUCUGUGGUACCAACAUUGUCAAAUAAACAUGGAAGUUUAUCAUCA